AUGCAACGUUCGUUCUUCCCACCGUGUUUUUCCUUGUUUUUUUUGCUCAACAUCUUGCUCAUUAUGGGAACAUCGAGUAAUCAUGUUUAUGUAAGCUUAAAUGAAACCGAUCGGGAUGGUGUGAGUGAGAUGUUCAAGGAAUUCGUCGAAGUACAUAACAGGACAUAUGUCAAUGAUCCAGAGGAAUACGGCAGAAGACUGAAUAUUUUUAAGGUAAUGUACUCUAAAGUUAAAAAAAAAACAGCGGAGCUGAAGAUCUUGACUUCGGGAAAACUGUGUAAUACGCGCGAAAUUAUUUUACAUAUGACGUCAUGAUAAAUUAUGCUCACAACAGAUAGUGAAAUAAAUAAUUACCGAAUUCCAAAAACUCUCACUUUAAACGAGUGCUAAACCUUAAUUGUAAAAACGAGUUUCAUUUGUGUAGGAAUAAAAAUUCAUUUACAAAUCAAUGGCUUUGCACCAUUUGCUCAUCUUUUAAAGAAAGGCUUGGAGCAACUCGGAAUUGGCCCAUUGCUUGUGACAUCACCUGGGUCAGGUUGCAAAAAACAUCUUAAGGGAACUCGCAACUAUUAUUUCCAAACAAUAGGUUAUUGUUCCAGAACAAAAGUUAAGCACUCUUUUAUUUUGAGAAGGUUUUAUGCAACCUGGCCCUGACUCUUAAUCAUUCCUUCCACUUGAGUUGCUGCGCUGACACUGAUCAAAAAAAUUAAAUGAAUGGUUAAAAAAUUAUUAACAAUGUCCCUGGGUCUCUUAGGUUGCAAUUUUGUGCUUUCUUUACCGUGAGCAAAAUUAUUUUGUCAUUUAUUUCUUAAUAACUGUAUGUUUGAUUGAUGCAAGGUGGUGUACGUGACAAAAACAAAUUUACCUCACAGGAAAGGUUGCUAAUGUGGAUGGGAGAGGUGGUAGAAAUAAAAAAGGCCCAUUUACAAUAAAUUAUACUAGUCAAGUCUUUUCCCUUCUAGUUGCUGAUUUAGAUUAAACUUUCCUUGUCUUUAUAGAAAAGUCUUGCAAGACAUGCUAAAUUAAAUGCAAGAGAGAAGGAACUCAAAGGGACAGCUGUUUAUGGUGUAAAUCAAUUUUCAGAUUGGACUCCUCAAGAAUUUAGAGGUAAUUUCCAUCAAUUUUGGUAACAAAUAAAUUUAGUAUAAAGACCUAUUGUUUGUGGUCAUGUUAAGAAACAAAGUCGACCAGAAAAGGAUUUAAACUUAGAGAGGUUUAAAUAAAGAAAUGUGUUCAUGUGAGCAGGAUAGAAUAAACCUAAAAUUAAAAAAUAGCAUAAUGGGUGGCUCUUCUAGCCCCAAACUAUCUGACAGCUCUUCACCUGGCAUCUGGGAUACCUUUAGUGGCCUUUUUGGUUGUAGAGAAGUGGCCAUUGUAGAGAGGUUAAACUGUAGAGUGAAGAAGCCAUUGUAGAGAGGUGGCCAUAUUAGAGACAAAGCCAUUAUAGAGAUUUGGCCAUUGUAGAGAGGUGGCUGUAGUAGAUAGAAGGCCAUUNUUUAUAGAAAAGUCUUGCAAGACAUGCUAAAUUAAAUGCAAGAGAGAAGGAACUCAAAGGGACAGCUGUUUAUGGUGUAAAUCAAUUUUCAGAUUGGACUCCUCAAGAAUUUAGAGGUAAUUUCCAUCAAUUUUGGUAACAAAUAAAUUUAGUAUAAAGACCUAUUGUUUGUGGUCAUGUUAAGAAACAAAGUCGACCAGAAAAGGAUUUAAACUUAGAGAGGUUUAAAUAAAGAAAUGUGUUCAUGUGAGCAGGAUAGAAUAAACCUAAAAUUAAAAAAUAGCAUAAUGGGUGGCUCUUCUAGCCCCAAACUAUCUGACAGCUCUUCACCUGGCAUCUGGGAUACCUUUAGUGGCCUUUUUGGUUGUAGAGAAGUGGCCAUUGUAGAGAGGUUAAACUGUAGAGUGAAGAAGCCAUUGUAGAGAGGUGGCCAUAUUAGAGACAAAGCCAUUAUAGAGAUUUGGCCAUUGUAGAGAGGUGGCUGUAGUAGAUAGAAGGCCAUUGUACAGACAAUUGGCUUUUGUAGAGUAUAGUAUCCAUUGCAGAGAGAGGUGGCCAUUGUAGAGAGGUUAAACUGUAGAGUGAAGAAGCCAUUGUAGAGAGGUGGCCAUUAUUAGAGACAAAGCCAUUAUAGAAAUUUGGCCAUUGUAGAGAGGUGGCUGUAGUAGAUAGAUGGCCAUUGUACAGACAAUUGGCUUUUGUAGAGUAGUAUCCAUUGUAGAGAGAGGUGGCCAUUGUAAAGAGCUGGUCAUUGUAGAGAGAUGGCCACUUUAGAUAGGAGGCCAUUGCUGUUGUAUAGAAGUGUUUAUUGUACAGACGUGACUGUUGUCAAAAAAAUCGCCUUUGUGGGGAGGUUAUUGUUAUUGGAAUUUUGGCUGUAGACCACCUUCUGAGCUUCUUAUGUCUUUCAAAACAUUUAAAGAAAUCAUCCUAAUUCUGCACAUAAUAAUGAUAAUUUUAUAUCAAUAAUUGACCACCAAUGAUCUUCUCUUGUAGAAUUUCUUAGAAGAGGCAGUAGGAAUGAUCUUGGUCUCAAACUGACAAACACCCUUCAGAAUACUGUACCAGAUUGCUUGAAACAUACCUGUGUGAGCCUCAAACUAAAUGCCUCUGCUAUACCAAAUAGGCAAGACUGGUAUGUGUGUCAGAUUGUUUAAAUCACCAUACAAUCAGAGAGACAAAACUCAGGCUGGAUCAACACCUAAACACCAAUGAAUGACUACGGUGCCCAUAACUGAACCAACCCCCCUAACCCUUCUAAUAUGGCUACUAUGUGGAGAUCUUGAUCUGGUCCAUACAUGUAACAUACAUAUAACUUUAUUUAAACUCAGUUUUAGAAUAGCUCCUGCUAGAGAGAGCUAAUAUCUCCGAGUAUAGUGAUAUUUUAGAAAUGCAACAAAAUUGAUAAAGUAUGAAAGUAUGAAAUUGCUACACAUGUGCAUAUUGUUAGUCACGUCUUACAAAAAAAAAUCUACACAGUAAUAUUAUGAGUAGUGCUCUUAAAAGCAAUGAGAGAUUCAGAAGUUAUUAUGUUAUCAGGCAGCGUAUUCCAUACUUGAGGAACACUAUAUCUGAACCAUUGUAAUCCAUAGGAGGUUGUAGUAACUCUUGGUAGAUCCAAUUUUAGGGUACCUCUGAGGUUUUACGCUGUUGUUCGUCCAGGUUCUGUACUUGUCCUUACCCUUUUGCUGCUAAUAGUGGCCAAAAUAAAAAUGUUAAAAAAAAAUCCACAUUUUUUCCUUCAAAAUCUCAGAAUUUAAAUAGUGCAAUGCAAAUGUUUUGCCCAGGGGGGGGGGGUAUAUAAAUCAGAGCGUUUGGGUCUAGAAUAGGGUAUCAUUUUUCAAGAAACUGAUCACUGAUCAGUUGGUUGAAGAUUUUAUCUUGCCUAGGGAAACAGCUACUCUAGGAUAGGGGGGAUUUGAGUUUACUCUAGUAUAGGGAACUAGCUCUGUUAUAGGUUGAGGGUUCCAGGGUCUCAGCGGCACAUCCCCCCCAGAAAUUCCUAGAGUACCCCCCCAGGAUGUUUUGCCAAAGAGGGUUCUCUUAAAUGGUAAUAAUAACACCAUAGGAUUUCUUCCACAGAUGCAAGAGUUAGGUAUAUGUAGAAUAGUAUUUGAUAGAUAGUUUUGUUUUUUCUUUGUUCAGGAAUAAAAAGGGAAAAGUUACGGCUGUGAAGAAUCAAGGACAGGUAGAUUAAUAAAGAUACUAUCUUUGAGUGUUUAUUUAAAACAGUUACCACAACAAAACAAAAAAAGCAAAUGUAGUAGUUUAGACUCCCCCAAUAUUUAAUAUGCAACACUGAGUCUUUGAUUUGCUCUUUUGUUGUGCAAAUUCAUUUCCUGGCAUUACGAUCACCGUUAUAAUAUUAUAAUAAUUAGAAAUUUGUACUCAGUAUCUGUCUUCUUGUAGGUUAAGAGUCUUAAGUUAGUUUUGGAAAUAAGCGCACCAUACAAUUAAGUUCAUGAUAUACAUCCUUUAUCAACUAGGUCCACUAAGUACAUUGACCACUGAGAUGUAAGAUUGUAGUGGUGGUCUCCUUAGUUAUGGUGGGUAGCAAAUUAAUCAUUGGUCCAUUAUUAAUUUUUGAUUCUACAUGAUUUUGUUUUUCAUUUCUUGAUCUAUUUCUUGUCUUUGACAGUGUGGAAGCUGCUGG
Molecule: messenger RNA, 4148 nt
Organism: Porites evermanni
Lineage: Eukaryota; Metazoa; Cnidaria; Anthozoa; Scleractinia; Poritidae
Source: the annotation of a GenBank genome assembly